AUGCGUCUCAAUGAAGAUGAUAAAGAGUUCUCCAACUAUGUCCAAAGGGUUGGUGAUGGGAACCCCCUACCUAAUGAGGUAAAUGAAUCAGAUGAAGAUGAAGACGAUCAACUCAUUUCUAUUGACCGAAUGUUGGUUGAGGAGAUCAGCUCAGAUCCUCACAAACAAAUACUAGAAACUACUUAUAGGCGAACUGACCAGUGGAAAGGAACCAAGCAAAACUAUACAGAAAGGGCUAUCCUAACACCAAGGAACGAAACGGUGGAUGAGAUUAAUGAAUACAUGAUAUCUCAAGUUGACGGUGUGUCAAAGGAAUAUCUCAGUUCCGAUAGCUUCGGUAUAAUAGACACCGACUCUGAAAACAACGAGACAUUGUACCCAGUGGAAUAUUUAAAUUCAUUAAGCUUUCCAGGCCUGCCUGCACAUAAGCUUACAUUGAAAGUGGGUGCCCCUUUCAUGCUUCUAAGGAAUUUAAAUCAAAAGAAGGGGUUAUGCAAUGGAACACGUUUGAUUGUCACUUACCUAGGUGAGCGUGUUAUUAGAGGUGAAAUAGUUACAGGCUCUCAUAUUAGACAUAAAGUGGACCUUCCAAGAAUCAUACUAUCGGAAUCAGUAACUAAACAUCCGUUCACCCUUGAAAGGCGGCAAUUUCCAAUCAGGCUAUGUUACACAAUGACAAUUAACAAAAGUCAGGGUCAGAGUUUGAAAGGUGUCCUAUUGUAUUUGCCACAACCCGUUUUCACCCAUGGACAGCUCUAUGUUGGUCUUUCCCGGCCCCAACGCUACCCCCAGUUGAUCAGCUUAGCAAGUGCAACCAACUUCCUCCCAGAUGUUGUUGGACGAAUAUGCCUCAUCCAAGGAAGUGAUCUAUAUAACAAGAACACAGAUACAAAAAUCAUCAUUGGAUUGCGUUUACACAGGAAAGGGAUCAUUCACAACCACAUCUGGAUCACGCUUCUACUUUGA
Messenger RNA from Brassica napus (rape), 966 nucleotides. Its product is annotated as ATP-dependent DNA helicase PIF1-like. The transcript is spliced from 3 exons. Bases 1 to 966 code for a protein of 321 amino acids. The record is from RefSeq and is a predicted model, not a curated record. NCBI's taxonomy places the organism in Eukaryota, Viridiplantae, Streptophyta, Magnoliopsida, Brassicales, Brassicaceae.